AUGGACCCUGUUGAGUGGUCCAUUCCUCGGUGGCAGGCGACGCAGCGGCGAAGGAUAUCUUUCAUAAUCUUCAAGAUGGAUACGUGGAUGGCUUCCAGCUUAGGAAGACCUCCCCUUUUGAGUGAAGAAAACUGGCUCGUCACCUCUAUGUCUGCCGAGGAUGGAUAUGGAGCUUGCAUAGACGAGGCGGAUUGGAGAGACUUCAUCCAGCAUGCCCAGCUCGUGUCUACUCUACGCAGGGUGCUCUCUGAACUCCAUUCUUUGAGGGCUUUAUCUCGAUUAUCGUCCAAUCUUCAGCAAACAUCGGGUAUUUCCAUGAAAAUCCUAGAGGAGCUCUCCAUCUGGCAUAAUACUACUACCAUAUCGUCCGCGGAUGACGCACCGGCAUCUGUGAUUAACUUAUUGGCUUACCACUACACACAUAUCAACAUCUGCCGUGCCCUCUUACGGUGCCAUGCCACGGAUGGGCAAUCGACAAUCGAUGCUGAUAUGCAGCGUGCGCGCCACGAGGCUGGAAAGUGCCUGUCAAAUGCAUUACUUUUCGUCAACAAGCUGAAACUUGAUGCCUCUUCUCAAUUUUGGCCAGCUUGGGCGCCAUUGGCAUUUUCUUCAAUCGUCAACCUCAUGCUGCAUUUGCUCGUAAUGUCAAGCUCCUCAGAGGAAGCCAAGCAGAGAAUGCAGACUGUUCGCGAUACCCGCGAGUCGCUCAGAAUAAGGUCAAAACAACUGCCUGUUCUUAGAUUAGGACUUUUGAGGAUAGAUUCUGUAUUUUGGAAAGGUCUAGACCAAAUCUUUCUCUUGCAGCCACAUAUAUACGAAGCUCUCAGCCCCGAGUUUAUGGGCUUGCAAAACGCCGCCUAG
Messenger RNA from Trichoderma aggressivum f. europaeum, 861 nucleotides. Its product is annotated as transcriptional regulator family: Fungal Specific TF. The coding region runs from base 1 to 861 and encodes 286 amino acids. The transcript has 2 exons. Lineage: Eukaryota; Fungi; Ascomycota; Sordariomycetes; Hypocreales; Hypocreaceae. The record is from RefSeq and is a predicted model, not a curated record. Gene Ontology annotation, molecular function: zinc ion binding; DNA binding. Gene Ontology annotation, biological process: DNA-templated transcription.